This is a messenger RNA of Closterium sp. NIES-65, 1050 nucleotides long. The record is from the annotation of a GenBank genome assembly. NCBI's taxonomy places the organism in Eukaryota, Viridiplantae, Streptophyta, Zygnematophyceae, Desmidiales, Closteriaceae.
AUGGUGACCCUCGUACCCCCGUCUUUGAGGGGUGUUCCCCCUCCCCCCUCUUGCCCUCUAUUGCCUCUACUGCUGCGGCCGACCUCGUUAGCCUUGAGUCGGUCGGAGCUACGUCUGCACCUGGCGGGAGACGCCGCACCGGCAAGUGCAAGGGGAUCGGGGGCGCUGGAGGAGCUGGCGGGGGCGGUGGAGGUGGCAGUGGAGGCAGUCGAGGGGGUGGGGGUGGUGGUGGGAGUGGUGGCGGGGGUGGGGUUGGCGGUGGCAGCAGUGGAGGCGGAAGAGGCGGCGGUGGUGGCGGUGGGAGCGGAGGAGGCGGAGGUGGCGGAGGCGGCGAAGGUGGCGGCGGCAGCGGUGGAGCUGGUCGCAGCCCUGCGCAGAGGAGUGGCUCCGGUGGUGGUCAGCGCCAGCAGUAGCAGCGCACUCGUGAGACCCCGUCCCCCCAGCAGCUUUGUGAGUGGUACGCUGGGCGUCAGCGGGUGCGGGGGCUCGCACUGCACCCAGCGCUGCUUCGGCCGCCUGACGGACGCUUGGCGUCACCAGUUCCCUGACGCCACUGAGAUCCCUCGCUGGGGAGAGCUGUCUAGGGCGGGGGUUGCUAUCUUUGAUCUUGACUAUGAUGCUAUUCUUGCUGCCAUGUAUGCUGUGUCUACUAGUGAUGAGGGUGAAUGUUACUUGUGUGUUCCGCCUGGCCUGGGCAUUGGGACUGCUGCUCUAGGUGCUGUUGAGGCUGCUGCUCUAGGUGCUAGUGAGUCUGCUGCCCCAGGUGCUGGUCUUUACCUCCCCUCGUUCUCUACGAACUUGGUGAGUGGUGCGGAUCAACACGAUGGGGGGGUUCACCAGUUCACUCCUAGGAGUCAGCGAGUGACCCACUUCACGUGUGCUCAGACGGGCCGACACUUGGCCACGUUUACCUGUCGACCGGGGUCGAGCCUGUACACACUGACUACUGGUCCUCCUCAGGCUACUGCGUCUGGUCAGGUAGCUGCGUCGGGUCAGGCGUCUGCUGCGGCGUCCAGGGCCUGCCCCUACCUGCGUUCCCUGCGUCUGUGA